Messenger RNA from Pseudogymnoascus destructans, 321 nucleotides. RefSeq lists its product as uncharacterized. Bases 1 to 321 code for a protein of 106 amino acids. The transcript has a single exon. NCBI's taxonomy places the organism in Eukaryota, Fungi, Ascomycota, Leotiomycetes, Thelebolales, Thelebolaceae. The record is from RefSeq and is a predicted model, not a curated record.
AUGGCACACACGAGGAGCGCACCGCUGCGGGAAUCGAUGCCGUCAGCACAUGGCGUGGCAAGGGCUCCGUUGCGAAGCACGAGGACCCAGUUGGUGAACCAACCUUCUGAGAAAACUACACUAGAUCGAUACACGGCGCCGUGCACAGCCUCAACAUCCGCAGCACCCCCACGAAGACGUGGCUGGGCCGGUUUCGACUCGGAUGUUGAGUGCUUGGCGGCCAUUUGUGGGCGGAGGAGGGAUGUACACGCGGAAGAGCAUCUGUGCUAUUUACCUGCUGUUAGCGAGGCGUUGGGUCGCAUGGGAAGGGGGGGGAGUUAG